UCCCGCCUCCCCCAACGGUGCCGUUUCCUGCACUGCGGUUUCCCUUGCGCACCGCAAGCAAAGAGCGGCCCUCACUCAAGCUUGUCACCGACUUCGACACCGACGAGCCCCUGAAAAUGCGGUUUCAGGCACCCCAGCUGGGAGCGAUGGGAGUUACCUUCGGGGUGACUCGGGCCUCCCAGUUUGCCUCGCUGAUCGCCGUCAUCGGCCUGACGGCCAAUUUCAUAAGCGGCAUUGCUACUACGGAGCACGAUGCACCUCCUGAACUCAUCGGGACUCUGACAGUGUCAGUCACAUCCGUCGUCUACGUUGUCAUCACAUACAUCCUUUACUACGACAACAUGCUCCCGCUGCUGUUCAGCGGCAUCCUCGACGGGCUCCUCCUCAUUGCCUCUAUUGUGGUGGCUUCCUUGGUCGGCAAACCCCUGCCCCCGCUGGACUGCGGGGCCCUCCCCUCCCUGUCCGACACCCCAUCAACCACCUUGUUCUCCUCCUCCGCCCAUCCCAUCCGGGCGUCCGUCAUCACCAAGACCCUGUCGUACUCGACCUUCGUCGCCCUCGACCAGCCAACCUGCUACGAGAUCAAGGCCGUCUGGGGCCUAAGCAUUGCCCUGUGCGUGCUCUUCGCCUUCUCCGCGCUCGUCUGCGUCGGCCUGUGGCACCGCCUCCGCCGCGAGAGUGGCGGCAGCACCGCUCCGAAGGACAUCGAGGGUUAGGGACGCGCGGGCGCCUUUGGGGACGGCAUCGCCCUGCCCAAACAGCAGCAGUGGAGCAGGAAUGCCGCCGGCGGCACCGCUGCAGCGGGCCCUUCCUUCCCGCCUCCCCCGCAGGCGCCCAUCGGCGACCGCGCCCGUGGCCGCGAUCCAGGCGCACCCCGCGCAGCCGUAGCCGC
Molecule: messenger RNA, 892 nt
Organism: Thermothielavioides terrestris NRRL 8126
Lineage: Eukaryota; Fungi; Ascomycota; Sordariomycetes; Sordariales; Chaetomiaceae
Exons: 1
Coding region: 117-716 (199 amino acids)
Source: RefSeq, a predicted model, not a curated record